UGCGGGGUGGCAGGAGCAGGAACAGGCGGAGGGUCCUCCGGGAAAGAAAUCUGGCCAAGGAACUCGCUGUUCGCCGCGCAGCUCCCGGUGACCACUACCAUCCCUAAGGGACCUCCCGAGCCAGGGCUCUGCUCGGAAAACACCCUGGCCCAACUUGGUCCUCUGCGCUCUCGAGGAUUACCGCAUCUUUCUUCCUAGUGCAGAGAAGUGAGAUUGGAAAGGGAAGGAGGGGGCGAGUACAACACCCGCCCCCCACCAACCCAGUAAAUAAAUAAAUAAACUGGCAUCUCGCCGCAGCUGGUUAAGUCCAGGUUGGGUCGGACCUGAACCCCUAAAAGCGGAACCGCCUCCCGCCCUCGCGCCAACCGUCCGCCCGGAGCUGAGUCGCCGGCGGCGGUGGCGGCGGACGGACCUGGGAGUUUCCUGUCGCCCUGGAUGGAGCUGAACUUUGGGCGGCCAGAACAGCGCGGCAGUCCGGGGAUCACUGCAUGCUGAGCUCCCUUGGCGAGACCGAGCGGCAGGCCGGGAUUUUCGGGGGGGCGGGGACCAGCUGCGCGCCGGCACCAUGUUCCUGGCGACCCUGUACUUCGUACUGCCGCUUCUGGACGUUCUCCUGUCGGCCGAGGUGAGCGGCGGGGACCGCCUGGACUGCGUGAAAGCCAGCGAUCAGUGCCUGAAGGAGCAGAGCUGCAGCACCAAGUACCGCACGCUCCGGCAGUGCGUGGCGGGCAAGGAGACCAACUUCAGCUUGACCUCGGGCCUCGAGGCCAAGGACGAGUGCCGCAGCGCCAUGGAGGCCCUGAAACAGAAGUCCCUUUACAACUGCCGCUGCAAGCGGGGCAUGAAGAAGGAGAAGAACUGUCUGCGCAUCUACUGGAGCAUGUAUCAGAGCCUGCAGGGAAAUGAUCUGCUUGAAGACUCCCCGUAUGAGCCAGUAAACAGCAGAUUGUCUGAUAUAUUCCGGGUGGUCCCAUUCAUACCAGAUGUUUUCCAGCAAGUGGAGCACAUCUCGAAAGGGAACAACUGCCUGGACGCUGCCAAGGCCUGCAACCUGGACGACACCUGCAAGAAGUACAGGUCGGCCUACAUCACCCCGUGCACCACCAGCAUGUCCAAUGACGUCUGCAACCGGCGCAAGUGCCACAAGGCCCUCCGGCAGUUCUUCGACAAGGUCCCGGCCAAGCACAGCUAUGGGAUGCUCUUCUGCUCCUGCCGAGACAUCGCCUGCACCGAGCGGAGGCGGCAGACCAUCGUGCCCGUGUGCUCCUACGAGGAGAGGGAGAAACCCAACUGCUUGAGCUUGCAGGAGUCCUGCAAGACCAAUUACAUCUGCAGAUCUCGCCUGGCCGAUUUUUUCACCAACUGCCAGCCGGAGUCAAGGUCCGUCAGCAGCUGUCUAAAGGAAAAUUACGCUGACUGCCUCCUCGCCUACUCGGGGCUUAUUGGUACAGUCAUGACCCCAAACUACAUUGACUCCAGUAGCCUCAGCGUGGCCCCCUGGUGUGACUGCAACAACAGCGGAAACGACCUGGAGGAAUGCUUGAAAUUUCUGAAUUUCUUCAAGGACAACACAUGUCUUAAAAAUGCAAUUCAAGCCUUUGGCAAUGGCUCAGAUGUGACUGUGUGGCAGCCAGCCCUCCCAGUUCAAACCACCACUGCCACCACCACCACAGCCUUCCGGGUCAAGAACAAGCCCCUGGGGCCAGCAGGCUCUGAGAAUGAAAUCCCCACUCAUGUUUUACCACCUUGUGCAAACUUACAGGCACAGAAGCUGAAAUCCAACAUAUCAGGCAGUACCCACCUCUGUCUUUCUGAUCGUGACUAUGAAAAGGAUGGUCUCGCUGGGGCUUCCAGCCACAUAACCACAAAAUCAAUGGCUGCUCCUCCAAGCUGCGGUCUGAGCCCACUGCUGGCCCUGGUGGUAACUGCCCUGUCCACCCUAUUGUCUUUAUCCUUGGCCGAAGCAUCGUAGCUGCAUUUACAGAACCACAUGGACAUGUGAAAAGACAAAAACCGAGUUAUCUGUUUCCUGUCCUCUUGUAUAUCCGAAAUUCCAGUUUUAGGAGCUCAGUGGAGACACUGCUAAAACAGUUUCAUCCAACUGGAACUUUUUUCUUUCUUUCUUUCUUUCUUUUUUUUUUUUUUUCCUAAGAAAGCUUCUUGUGAUCCUUAAGGCUUUUGUGGGAUCCCCCGAUUCAGUGCUACAUUCCACACUCAGAAGGCUUUGGGGCAUGCUGGAUUGUGAAGAGAUGGUUUGUUGUUGAUGUUGUUGUUAUUGUCCGCUGUAAAGCGGACUGGAGCCUUGGCUUUCAAGAUCCUGAUAAGGAUGAUGAUUUUUAACAGUUUCACUCUGGUCUUGACUAGCUAGAGAAGGAGUCGGUAUUCCUAAAGAAUCUUCUAUAUCUCAUGGAAUAGGUUUGCUUUCUGAUGGCAUGACCCUACCACGGCAGUGGUACAUGGAAGCCAAACUUUUUUUGGCACAAAGCGAAGAUUCUCAUCAUGACAAUCUUGAUGGACUUUGUGCAAACAAGUUUGUACCAGUGUUCUUUCUAUAUGUACUAGCGUUUUCCACGCUAAUGUUUAUGUACAGUAAACAGCUCUGCACUCUCUUACGAAAACAAAAAAAAACACCUGCCACGUUCAUUGUGUCUAUCUCCUAGUCAAAAUAGAGAAUGAGAGUGGUGUGAGACUUCACAGAACCUUGAGCAUUGAGACAGUCUCCAAAGCCUUACUUGAGUGAGAAGCCCUUACAUUAACGAGUCAAAUAUAGCUGAAGCAUCAUUCUAAUAAUCUUUACAUGUAUGAGGUUAUAUGUAGAAAAAAAUUUUACUACUAAAUGAUUUCAACUAUUGACUUUCUAUAUUUUGAAAGUAAUGAUAUUGUCUUCAUUUUUUUUUUUACCGGUGGUUUAAUACAAAAUACAUGGAGCUUGUUUUCCUCUCAUAAGUAGCAUUAGCUUCGAUGUUGACUUCUCGAAGACAGGUCUUCAACAGCAGACUCUGAGGAGCCUCAUGCUUUAGCAGAAAGCUCUGCAUCAUGUUACUAUGGACAGGCAGCAGGAAAUAGAGAGGCCAGGCAUUGUCUUUUAUCAUUUCUGGAAACACAAGCGUGCAUACCUGUGGGGAAACUGGUGGCUACUCAUCAAUGUUCUACAAACUCUACAAAUGGCACCGUUGCCAGUUGACACGAACCAGGACCUUGGUUUUCACGUUACCUGACAGUGGCAGCUUUGACUGGGACAGGAGACAGGACGUGCUGCCCUGUCUUCUGAAGCAGAUCCGUGCCCAGGGUACACAGCUCUUUCCCUAAGGAUUGUCUUGACUUUCAGCUGUGAUGGCUUGGCCGCUCCAUGGAUUGGUUUGGUCUGAAGUCAUCAGAUAUCUGCUCGCACUGUGCUCUGUGUCCUCCGUGAAAGACUGUGACUGACUCUGCGAAAAAGAAAAAAAGUUUGGGGGAUCAAGAGAGUCACAGUCACCAUUAGGUCCAUGGAGAUAAGUUGGCCCAGAGACACAGAACAGGGACUCUGGAUAUAAGGCAUCUGACUUGUUAACUGCACGUCUCUUCCAUCAUUCUCUUCCUUCAGUGAAUAGCCCCGAAAGUGCACUUCUGAAGUCUGGUUGAAAUGGUGAGAUUUGAAAUCUACAAGGAUUGAGUGCUAGUAGCCAUGUUUCUUUGCAACUGAACAGAGGCGAGGAAAUUCCACCCAAUAGAGUGUCCGAAAAGUCGGCUUUCUUCCGACAUCAGUGGAGUGGAUGGAGGAGGAAACCCACAGUGCCCAUUUCAUCCUGAUUCCCUUUGCCCACAGAUGUUUGCCUUGUAAGAAUUAAUCCAGUUACUAGGGCGGGAAAUCUGUUAAACCCAAGAUGAAGGCAUAGUCUUUUAGCUCUGUUGGUGUUUGAAGUACAUUUAUAUCCAAAUGUUAAUAAACAUAAAUGUAUAAUACUAAGUACCGAGUUUUUUCACUUCAAAAUGUUUUCAAGGGAAAGUCAUCAAACAAAUUCGAUUAGUGAAAGGUUUCAUAAAGACUCGUACUUUGAAUAAACACAUUAAAUGUGUUGAAAUACUUGGAAUUCCAGUCAUCUGUGAAAACAUAUCUCUUCAGAGCAUAUUUUGUUUUAAUUAAGGUAUCUGUGUAUCUACAUUGGACUAAUUGCAUAGAGGUCUGAUUCUAUGUAAUCUACUGUAGAAAGCUAUUGAUUACUUCUGUAAUAAACAGCAUCUCUAAUUAGCUUCAGAUGACCAAAGAGGAAAUGGAAGUUACCAGAGCUAACAAGGGUAGCCUUCAGUGAAGAAUGCGUGGAUGUGCAACACAUAAAUUAAAUUGUAAACAGCCUCAUCUUUCACCAACAUAGAUCGCAUUUUUCUUCAGAGAUAGAAGCACAUGAGAGUUACCAAAUCGUCAGCCUGAAAAUAAAUUACCGAUAAACAGGGGGAAGGAUGUUCCAUGACAACUCAUUAGAGAGAGUCUCAAAAACCCAUGCCAGGACUUUCCUGGUGGUCCAGUGGUUAGGACUCUACAUUUCCUUUGCAUGGAGUGUGGGUUUGAUCCCUGAUCGGGGGACUAAGAUCCCACCUGCUUCUCAUUGUGGCCAAAACAAGAAAAAUCAUGCCAAGCAAGUGUUUAUGCCAUUUGGGGUGAUCUCAGUUUAACCUGGUGACCCAGAAACUCGAUCGUUUGCCCCAGUACUGGAGCAGGCCAAACCUUUUAUCUUCUCUGGCUUCCUUUGGUAGCACUAAAAGCAAAAAAUGAUUCACUACUUCCUGUCCUUCACUGCCCUGCAUUGAAGGUGCCACCAAAAUCCAAGGACCGUUUGCUGAGGUUUGGGCCUGUUGCAGAAAGCAUCUCGUAGUUGAUUUUGGCAAAACAUAAAAUAGUAACGUAAAUGCAUGGAGACCAAUGGCCCCCAAAUCAAGUCUAGCCAUGUCCCACUCCUUUCAGAUAAGGGGGGAAAAGCAAGAUUGUGAAACCGAUUAGAAGCACAUAGAGUCCACUUGAGAUAUUGAGUAUCUUUGACCAAGAGGUGCUGGAGUAAGUGUUGGGGGUGUUGGAGCAUUUAAAAUAGAGCACAUAAAGGAAGAAGGGCACAAUAAAGAGAGGAAAUUCAGAAUGCCACCCAAAUGUUUAUUUUUCCAUAUUUGAUUUUUUCCAAGGCUCUAGUAGAAGAAGUGUAAGUUGAGAAUGACAUAGAUUAUUUUUCAUUAAGUAUAGCAAACUGUAUCCAAAGUGUGAUAGGAGUGUUGUUUCCAUGUAGAAAAAAAAAUUUUUUUUUAAUAAUUCUUAAUCCUGUAGUAAGAAAUGUUUUAGACGCUGUGUCUUCGAGCUCAUCAAAUAUAGGCCACGGCUCCUCCAGAGCUGCUGUGGCCUUUGAUCUGGUCUAUAUUAAGAUUGUUCCUAUCCUGCACAUGCUCCAAGGAUGGGUUAUCUCCAGCUGUAUCCCCAUCCCCCACCUGCCCUUUGUAGUCUAAAUCAGACACUCCCAAACACUCCAUCUGCUGAGCUGGGGAAGUGGAGGAGCGGAAGCAUUUCUGAAUCAGUGUUAAGUGCUUGGGAAAAGAGAUGUAAGAGCAGUGGGAGUUUAUAUAAUUAGCAAAUUCUUUUCUUAGAAUCCAGCUAACAUGUAUUUCUGUUGUUAUUAUUUACAAAAUAGUGGCCUCCAAGGAGCUGUCUUUUGGAAAAUAAGUUUUCAUUCAUGUAGUCAGGCAUGCACGACUUAUUUAAGUCAAUAAACUGCAGGGCCAGAAAAUGCCUGUUUAAAUGAACGUACAGUUUCUCAUUCUCUUUCAAACUGUCCGUGAUCUCUUGGAUUCAUACACCCCUGAUCUUUGUUGCUCCUGCUCUUUGAUUAAACAAAUGAGACCAUGUCAGACCCGCCGUUUCAAGAACGACCCCAAAGCAAUGACAACACACAAGAGUGAGUUAUCAACGGCCUGAACGUGAUGUUGGCCAAAGGGCCUGUCUGCCCUGAGCCUGGAGGGUUUGAAGAGAUGGAGCAAAGAUCAAGGUGGUGCUGCUAUGGCUGAAUGGAGCAUGCCAUCUGAUCCCAAUAGGAAACUUGUCCCAACCAAACAGCCAGAGUUCCCUGAAUUAGAUACAGUGCCUUUGCAGAAAGCAAGCCAGAGCUAGUAUCUCGAGGACAGAGGAAGAAAUUCCUUUUUAGAAAUUCUGAAACAACAAAACAGCUGGGAAUUUCAUUAGACACCCUUACAAGCCAUGUAAGCUCUCCUCCCUAAGAUAAGCAUCUUGUGUGUUUAUCUGAUACUUCUUGACUUUGACACAGCUUUUAUUCUCAAGUGACCAUUUGUUUGAAGUCUGUUGUCUAGGAUUUUCAAGACGACUAUACCUCUAAACUUCAUUCUCAUUGCAGAGGCCUUAAAUCUGUGCAUUUGGCCACUGCCUCCAUCCUGGGAUGUAUUCAGUGAGACACCUCAUUGCCCAAGGGUCAUUAAUUUAAGAUACCAGCUGAUUCCCUUUUCUUGCAUACUGAUUACUGAUAACCCCAGUCCCCACCCUUGUUACUUAUUGCCCAAGUAAUUAACAGAGUCCCUUCCUAUCAGUUCUUCAUUGUAAUCAUUCUAAAUUUAGUCCUACCCAAAUUAAUUCCUGUUCAGUCAGAUGCUGGUUCCACACGUAACCCUGGCUUUUUGAAGCCGGAGAAGUCUCUCUGAGGAGCCAGGCGAUUUGAAGAUGAUGCUAAUCCCGGAGUAGAAAGUUCAUCCAGCCAGCCCUCUCCCGGAGCUCCCUCUUCUGAACUCUGGGAUUGUCUUGUCAGCUGCAUCCCUUUGUGGCUCCCAGAGCUCUUUGUCGAGCUUCUCCUCCCUCCCGGAGAUAGCCCGGCUCGUUCAGCGGGCUGCACCACCUGCACUUCUGAUUGCUCUGAGACCCAGCCUGGAGGGGUGGGGAAGGCACGCAAGCCCUGUUUCAAUAAACUGCCUGCAGAGAACGCAGCCUGCUCACAGCCAUGGCGCUCCCAGCCCCCUGAGGACUCCAGGCUCAUUUGACCAGCACAGCUGCGACUUCGGCGAUCUGCUGCUGCCAGGUGCCCGUUUCAGCAUCUUGUCCCACUGCCACGGGGAGUUUAUUUUUGCUCAAGGGCAGCUGCCAAACCCAGCACCAGCAUCAAUAGAAGGUUUUCUCCGAUUUUUUUCUCUUCAUCCCAGGCCCAGCUUUCGUACCCAUCCCCGUUUUUCAUUUUGCAGAAAAUGCCAAGGGAUUGGCCAUAGACCAUCACCUCCUUCUUUAUAACAUUUUUUUCUGUUCACCUUACCAGCUUCCCUAGCAGAAGCUAUGACCCAUAGUAGGAAGUGAAACACUGCUGGGUAAAUGAAAAACUUCAGGAUGUCAAAGGAUUUCCUCUAAUAGAGUAGUCAAGACUGGACCAUUUAACAUCCUCUUGCAGCCAUGGAGAUGCUUCAAGGUAUCCUCCUGAAGCUAUUGAGGGUGACCUGGGAGAAAGGGUGAAAGAAAACAGAGUCAAAGUGACUCUCAAUCUGUCUGCUGCAUUUUCUGCUGAGAGAUGAAAACCUAGCAUUUGUCCCCAGGAAAAGCUGAGCGUGAUGGGCCAGCGUCACCAGAAAGGAAGGACAGGACUCCACAUGGGGUGGACUUCGUGGGAAAUUAGCCAGUGAGUCUGCUGAUGUUUUAACCUUGCCUCAAGUGCAGGAUGCUGGCAAGAAAGAUGGACCAUUCCACCAGUCUUGACCAACCCCAGGGAUGCAGCCUCUGCCAGCAUCCUGAGAAGCGAACUCAGGUGCUGAACAAUUCAACUUGUGUGUGGAACAUCUACUGUGCUUGAAUUAACCAUCAUUUGGAGCCAAAGCUAAGUUGAGAAUACAAGGCCCUCUGACAGCCGCUUAAGGGAACAACCAUCAUUUCCAGAUUGGCAUAAUCUUUCACUCUGAUGUCUCUUGGAGAAUCUGAAUUGUCUUUGUAGAUAGUCCAUAAAGCUGUUUUUCAGACUCAGUCUGUAAGAGGUAAGUCUCAGUCCACAUGUCUACAACCCACCCAUUAUGAAGAAGGCAGAUAUAUCCACCCUCAGCCUGUACCCAAAAGGCCACAUGGAAAAUCCAAUGGAGUCACCCCUCUGAGCCUCCAGGGACUGUGAGCACGGAGCAUGGACGGAUCCACAGGCCAGUGGAAGUCCCAGCUGCCAGGCAUCAACCAUGGUGCGGUGGUAAUGGGAGACCUCAGAGCUGUCCGCCAAACACAAAUCUUAGAACUAGCAAAGAGCAGAAUGAGAAAUCAGAACACCCAGUGGAUGCCCUGUGUGUAAGGCUAUUAGAAGUCAAUAAAAGCCUGCCACCUGUCACCAGGCUGGCAGGAUGUCUGCAUGGGUCCAGGUGAAGGUACUCUGGGCUCUCUGGGCCCAGCAGCACUUAAAGCGCCAUCUAUAAAGCUCCCAUGCUAUUUCUGUGUCACAAGUGCUGCAGGGCUGGGUGAUCCAGCUUUAUCUUCCUGGUGUGCAAAGCGCGCUUGGUCUAGAAUUUGGUUUUGUAUUUUUUAGCUUUAGCUGAAGGCAUUUCUAAAAUGCGGGGGGAGAAAAAGAGAAUGGAAACGAUAGAACCAAAUCACAGAUUGCCUGCCUGAUCUGGCUGUGGUCUUCUGGUAAUCAGACAUUCCUGAUGUGUUUUUCUGGAUUCAGAAAGAGCUGAUUGUCCUCAGAGGGUUGAAGGAGUGGUUUCAGAAACCUGAAAUCCAGGGUCUUAGAGUUCUCCUAAUUAUCUGUCUUUUCUCUGUCUCUCCCUUCUCUCCCCCAAGGGAGAUGGGCAAACACUUUUUAAACCAGAGUUUGCUUUAAAGAGUUUUCUCAUCCUCUGUGCAUUUCCCCUUGAUAUUGAAAUUAUUUUCUCUUGUUUAAUCCAGCUCCUGCUGAGAAGCCCUGUGAGCUGUAGGAAGUGGGGCUGUUUUGCUGUGUCUUUUGAAUGGUGUUGCAUUUUUACUCUUAACCGGAGGGUACAUCUCAGUUAUGUUAGUUCUAUUUCACGCAAGUUAACGGAAGGAUUCUGGGUUUUAGGAUCAUUUUAGAAUUCUGUCCUGGGAGAGGGGUUCAGAUACCCAGCCUCAUCAGAGCUGGGUUGAGGGGUAGAAUGAGGCCUGCAGAAGCCCCGGGUUAGAAGAGGGUAUGGAUGAGCAGCUUUCUUUCUGGUCUCCUUUUCACAUUGUGUGUUUCCUGAGUUUUUCACAUGUAGAAGAUAACGUGUUUAUUUCAUCAUCUCAUGUAUGUGCUUCCUGAGGAGCCUGGAUGUUCUCCUGGGGUCCUUCCCACGCAGCUUCCUCAUACAUUUGGCGCCUUGCUUUAUCACCACCACCCACGCAAGACCAUCUCCAUGCAGAAGUACACCUUUUGUUCUUUGGACUUUUGGAAGUAGCUUUGUGAUAUUUGAAUUUUCUGUUAGCAUAUUGCUCAAGCAUUGCAGAAUGUACGUACGGAGUCCCUUCAACCAUCUCCCCUGCUCCAGAAUAUCCUAAUAAACGUUGUUUUCUUUUU
Messenger RNA from Capra hircus (goat), 9485 nucleotides. It is a transcript of the gene GFRA1, whose product is annotated as GDNF family receptor alpha 1. Gene Ontology annotation, biological process: nervous system development. The coding region runs from base 566 to 1972 and encodes 468 amino acids. The transcript is spliced from 11 exons. The record is from RefSeq and is a predicted model, not a curated record. Lineage: Eukaryota; Metazoa; Chordata; Mammalia; Artiodactyla; Bovidae. Gene Ontology annotation, cellular component: external side of plasma membrane; signaling receptor complex. Gene Ontology annotation, molecular function: signaling receptor activity.